Molecule: messenger RNA, 423 nt
Organism: Nannizzia gypsea CBS 118893
Lineage: Eukaryota; Fungi; Ascomycota; Eurotiomycetes; Onygenales; Arthrodermataceae
Exons: 6
Coding region: 1-423 (140 amino acids)
Source: RefSeq, a predicted model, not a curated record
AUGGCGACUCGACUUACGGACAUUUGCCCGGCGGCGAAAAAGGAGAUGAAGCCCAGCCCGCAAACUCUCUUAUGCCAACUCUCUUAUGCCGAGCUGUGCAACGCAUCGACGCGGGCAAUUCAGUUCAGGUCCUAUCGAGAGCAGCAUCUGAAGAACGGAGACGGGGAAGCAAGCAGCGUAUCGACGGCGUCCCAGAGCCAGAGCCAGGGGAAGCGGAGGGAACCUAUGGAACCUCUGGAACUUAUCCCAAGCCGAAGCCUAAGCCUCUUGUUCCCUCCCCAUGGUAUGCUUCUUUUUCCAACGACUGCUGCAACUGCAAGGGAGCGUGCUACCCUCCUUGUCAUAGGUGUGGUGGAUGUGUGUGGAUUGGUGUGGUUGUACACGCUACCCGAUCGAUCCAUGAUCCAUGAGCCGUGUGAGUGA